AUGCGUGGAAAACAAGCUUUAUGUAUUGGUAUUAACGCCUAUGUACCACGACAUUUGAUCUUAGAACCUUGUCUCAAUGAUGCAGGCGAUGUAACUCAGGCAUUACGUUCACUUGGAUUUCAGGCACAUUUUGUCAAAGAUCUUAACUAUAAAUCAAUGAAAAUCCUAACUCAUCAAUUUGUUAAUUCCAUUCAACCGGGUGCUAUUGUUGUGUUCUAUUUCUCUGGUCAUGGUUGUCAAUUUAAUGGUAAUAAUUAUUUAAUUCCAACGAAUGCUACCGGAAUUUGGGCAGGUAAUGUUGACUCGACUGCAAUCGAUGCACACAAACUCAUUAGUUCGAUGCAUAAAAGACGUCCAAAAGUUGUAAUAUGUAUUCUUGAUUGUUGUCGAACGGAUGCACCGUCAGAGCCAGUUGAUGAAAUGAAUCCAUUUAGUAGAACUUUAGUUGGAAUGAAAGCAGGUCUUGCACCAAUGCAAGCCCCACCAUCAACAAUCAUUGUUUAUGCUUGUGCAGCAAAUGCUUUAGCUUCAGCUAUUUCAAUGAAUAAUCGAAAUAGUUUAUAUACUUAUCAUUUACUUCGUUAUAUCAGAACAUCAAAUAUUGAUAUUGAAACUCUUUUGAAAUAUGCUGGUGUAGACGUUAAAAAAGAAUCCAAAAGUCAACAAAUACCCUAUCUAUAUAGUAGUUGUAAGGAAGCAAUCUAUCUUGCAGCGCCCAACAAUUACAAGGCAGUGGUAUCAGCUCAACAUAUCCAUAGAAGAUCUGUUGUUCGUAAGUCACUUUCUAUAAAUACAUUAUAG
Molecule: messenger RNA, 801 nt
Organism: Rotaria sordida
Lineage: Eukaryota; Metazoa; Rotifera; Eurotatoria; Philodinida; Philodinidae
Source: the annotation of a GenBank genome assembly